This is a messenger RNA of Oryctolagus cuniculus (rabbit), 2475 nucleotides long. The record is from RefSeq and is a predicted model, not a curated record. NCBI's taxonomy places the organism in Eukaryota, Metazoa, Chordata, Mammalia, Lagomorpha, Leporidae.
CUCCUGGUCUCCCCAAUGGAUUCCAGUCGCAGAAGCUUCCACAGAAGCCUGAGCUCCUCCUCACAGGGCCCUGCACUCAUCAUGAGCAGCUCCAUAUACAGGAAGGGGGGCCUGCAGCCCCUUGUGGCUGCACCCAGUGUUUAUGGGGGGGCUGGAGGCCACGGCACCCGGAUCUCAACCUCCAGACAGUUGGCGAGCUAUGGGAAUGAUCUCAGUGGUGGCAGGGAUCUGUUUGCUGGCAAUGAGAAAAUGACCAUGCAGAACCUAAACGACCGUCUAGCCAGCUACCUGGACAAAGUACGGUCCCUGGAGCAGUCCAACUCCAAACUCGAGGCACUGAUCAAGCAGUGGUACGAAGCCAAUGCACCCAGCGGCAGUCGUGACUUCAGUGCAUACUACAAGCAAAUGGAAGAGCUGCAGAACCAGAUUAAGGAUGCUCAGUCACAAAAUUCCCAGCGUGUCCUGCAAAUUGACAAUGCUAAGCUGGCUGCUGAGGACUUCAGACUCAAGUUUGAGUCUGAGAGGGCGAUACGCCUAGCGGUGGAGGCAGACCUUCAAGGCCUGGGUAAGGUUUUUGAUGACCUAACCGUAAAAAGAACAAAUCUGGAGGUUCAAGUUGAAGAACUGAAUAACGACUUGGCUCUCCUCAAGAAAGAACAUCAGGAGGAAACCGAUGCCCUACGCCGGCACCUGGGCAACACCGUCAAUGUGGAGGUGGAUGCAACUCCAGGCCUGAACCUUGGCGACAUCAUGAGUGAAAUGAGACAGAAAUACGAAAUCAUGGCCCAGAAGAACCUUCAAGAGGCCAAAGAACAGUUUGAGAGACAGACUGAAGCUCUGCAGCAACAAGUCACAGUGGACACUCAGGAGUUAAAAGGAACCGAGGCCCAAGUGACGGAGCUGAAACGCACCUACCAGAGCCUGGAGAUAGACCUCCGAUCGCAGCUCAGUAUGAAAGAAUCUCUGGAGCACACCCUAGAGGAGACCAAAGCUCGUUACGGUAACCAGCUGGCCACUAUUCAGGGCCUGCUAAGCUCUCUGGAGGCCCAGCUGAUGCAGGUUCGCAGUGACACAGAACGCCAGAACAAUGAAUACAACGCCCUUCUCGACAUAAAGACUCGUCUUGAGCAGGAAAUUGCUACUUACCGCCUGCUUCUGGAAGGAGAAGAUGUAAACAACCUGGAAGAGAGAGCUUCCUACCUGGACAAGGUUCGAGCUCUAGAAGAUGCUAAUGCUGAGCUCGAAAACAAAAUUCGGGAGUGGUAUGAAGCACGUGGCCACGGGCAUGGAGACUGCGGGCCGCAGCAUGAUUACAGCAAGUAUCACCCACUGAUCGAAGACCUCAGGAAUAAGAUCAUUUCUGCCAGCAUUGGAAAUGCCCAGCUCAUCUUGCAGAUCGACAAUGCAAGACUGGCCGCCGACGACUUCAGAAUGAAGUUCGAGAAUGAGGCUGCCCUGCGCCAGACGGUGGAGGCCGACAUCAACGGGCUGCGCAGGGUGCUGGAUGAGCUGACCCUGGCCAGAGCCGACCUGGAGGCGCAGAUCGAGAGCCUGACUGAAGAGCUGGCCUACAUGAAGAAGAACCACGAGGAGGAGAUGAAGGCGCUGCAGUGCGCGGCCGGCGGCAACGUGAACGUGGAGAUGAACGCGGCGCCCGGCGUGGACCUCACGCUGAUGCUGAACAACAUGCGCGCCGAGUACGAAGCCCUGGCUGAGAACAACCGCAGGGACGCCGAGGCCUGGUUCAACGAGAAGAGCGCGUCCCUGCAGCAGCAGAUCUCAGAGGACGUGGGCGCCACCACCUCCGCCCGCAACGAGCUGACCGAGAUGAAGCGCACGCUGCAAACCCUGGAGAUCGAGCUGCAGUCCCUCCUGGCCACGAAACACUCCCUGGAGUGCUCCCUGACGGAGACCGAGGGCAACUACUGCACACAGCUCGCGCACAUCCAGGCCCAGAUCGGGGCCCUGGAGGAGCAGCUGCACCAGGUCAGAACCGAGACCGAGGGCCAGAAACUCGAGUACGAGCAGCUGCUGGACAUCAAGGUCCACCUGGAGAAGGAGAUCGAGACCUACUGCCGCCUGAUCGAUGGCGAGGAGGGUUCUUGUUCUAAAGCAAAAGGUUACAGAGAACCAGGAACUCAGAUAAAAGACUCGCUUAUAAGCAGCAUUGUUAAGACUGUUGUGGAAGAAAUAGACCCUCGUGGCAAAGUUCUCUCAUCCAGAGUCCACACCGUGGAAGAGAAGUCCGCCAAAGCCAGCAACAAGAGCGAACAGCGGGUGCCUUCCUGAACGGCAGCUCCCGGAAAGGAAUGGCCCCUGACGUAGAACACCAAAGGGAAACUAGACUCCUAAUAAGGGUCCUUUUAUUUUUCUGCUCUUCUUCCAAUGAAUUGAGACAAGCUGUUUUAGACUAGUGAUGCUUCUUUGACUUUCUCUCUGCUGGUAUUUCAAUAAAACUUCUCCUGUUGCAAGUCA